CCGCGGCCGGCCUGGUGCUGGGAGGAGGAAGCGGAGAAACGCUCCCGGGCGGCGGCGGCGGCGGGCGGGGUCACGAACUCUGACCUUUCACAGGGGCACGGCACACAAAACAAACCACCACACCCCCGCGGCUCCAUAAUACAGACCUGGCCCCCCCUCCCCUCCGCAUACCCCGUUAGCCCCCUCACCGCCGCCGCCCUCACGGGGGGGAGGGAGGGCCGCCGCUGGGCACCGGUACACAGCAUUGGCCCGCCUGGGCCUGGAUCGGGGGUCACCGCCAGGGCACGUUUGGCGCAAACUUCUGAGGUUCUAAUGAUCUUGUUUCACCAUGACAACCAUUAUGGAGGUGCUGGCUCAGCAGGUAGUGGAGACUCAGCAGGUGGCUGAGGAAAUGCACCGUGGUUACAUAGUGUGAUGGUUGUAUCUUGCCACUGGAGAGAUCGCUCCAUCUCAAGAGUGUAUGAAGCUCUGAUUUCUUCCUGGCCGGUGCAGACUGUUCAGACUUCACUAUCUGAAUCUCCAGUGAUGACCAGCCCUUCCCAACGUAUCCAGAUAAUUUCCACAGACUCCUCUGUAGCUUCACCACAACGCAUUCAGAUUGUUACAGAUCAGCAAACAGGUCAAAAAAUCCAAAUAGUGACAGCAGUGGACUCAGCUGUGUCCCCAAAGCAACAGUUUAUUUUAGCCAGUCCAGAUGGAACCGGUGCAGGAAAGGUGAUCUUGGCAGCACCUGAGACAUCUAAUGCCAAACAGCUUAUUUUUACCACCACGGACAACAUUGUGCCAGGCAGAAUUCAGAUAGUGACAGACUCUGCUUCAGUGGAACGUUUGCUGGGAAAAGCUGAUGUUCAGCGGCCCCAGGUAGUAGAAUAUUGUGUAGUCUGUGGUGAUAAAGCAUCAGGUCGUCACUAUGGUGCUGUCAGUUGUGAGGGAUGCAAAGGUUUCUUUAAAAGGAGUGUGAGGAAGAAUUUGACCUACAGUUGUCGUAGCAACCAGGACUGUAUCAUCAAUAAACACCACCGGAAUCGCUGUCAGUUUUGUAGGCUUAAGAAAUGUCUAGAGAUGGGCAUGAAAAUGGAAUCCGUUCAAAGUGAAAGAAAGCCUUUUGAUGUGCAGCGUGAAAAACCAACCAACUGUGCAGCUUCCACUGAAAAAAUCUAUAUCAGAAAAGAUCUGCGAAGCCCUCUAAUAGCAACUCCAACAUUUGUGGCAGAUAAAGAUGGAACACGGUCAGCAGGUCUUCUUGAUCCAGGAAUGCUUGUUAAUAUUCAGCAACCUUUGAUCAGGGAUGACGGUACAGUCCUCCUAGCUGCUGACUCCAAGGCUGAAACAAGCCAGGGUGCUUUAGGAACACUAGCGAAUGUUGUAACAUCUCUUGCUAAUCUAAGUGAAUCUCUAAAUAAUGGAGAUACUUCUGAAGUCCAGCAAGAAGAGCAAUCCUCAAGUGAGAUUACACGGGCAUUUGAUACAUUGGCUAAAGCACUUAAUACCACAGAUAGUACAGCAGCUCAUAGCUUGGCAGAUGGGAUGGAUGCUACAGGAGGAGGGAAUAUUCAUGUAAUCAGUAGAGAUCAGUCAACACCUAUUAUUGAAGUGGAAGGACCCCUGCUAACAGAUACACAUGUCACAUUUAAGCUUACAAUGCCCAGUCCAAUGCCAGAGUAUCUUAACGUACACUACAUCUGUGAGUCAGCAUCACGACUGCUUUUCCUCUCUAUGCACUGGGCUAGGUCCAUCCCUGCAUUUCAAGCUCUUGGGCAGGACUGCAACACUAGCCUGGUGCGUGCCUGCUGGAAUGAGCUGUUUACUUUAGGCCUGGCACAGUGUGCACAUGUGAUGAGUCUCUCUACUAUCCUAGCAGCUAUUGUCAACCACCUCCAGAACAGCAUCCAGGAAGAUAAACUCUCUGGAGACAGAAUAAAACAAGUCAUGGAACAUAUCUGGAAACUUCAGGAGUUCUGUAACAGCAUGGCCAAGCUUGAUAUUGAUGGAUAUGAAUAUGCAUACCUUAAAGCUAUAGUCCUCUUUAGCCCUGAUCACCCUGGUCUGAACAGUUCAACCCAAAUAGAAAAAUUCCAGGAGAAGGCACAGAUGGAAUUGCAGGACUAUGUACAAAAAACCUAUCCAGAAGAUACUUAUAGGCUAGCCCGGAUUCUAGUUCGCCUGCCAGCACUUAGGCUGAUGAGCUCUAGCAUUACUGAGGAACUAUUUUUUACUGGUCUCAUUGGAAAUGUUCCCAUUGACAGCAUAAUUCCCUACAUUCUCAAAAUGGAAACUGCAGAAUAUAAUGGUCAAAUAACUGGCACAUCUGCAUAGUGGGAACAACACAAUUUGGUGGAUCAAAAUAAUUUUAAUAAAAACAUACAAUUAUGAAGUUAAAAGCAUAGCAUUUUGGUAUGUACAAAUAUUUUCAUCUUGUUAUCAGUUUCUUGUCAGAUUUCUCCUUGUCUGUUUGCUGACGUUGACAAAAUUUAAGCAGCUAUUAUGACCUGCUGUAGGACCUUUUCUGCCACAGGGAAUAUUUUUGAUGCCUUUCCUUUAAAAGGCUAUAGAUAACUGAACAUACUUUUCAAGUGCUUUGUAUUUAGAAGUUAUCAGUGGUUAAAAAUAAGAGUUUUAUAAUAUCAGAGAUUAGUAAUAAAAUUACUCUAAAAGAAAAAAUAAUAGUAUGUAUAUAUUUUAAAAUAUCCUUGGAAUUAAUAUCUAAUAAAUGCCAGGGUAUACUAGCAGUUUGUAAGCACUUCUGUCAAAGUGACAUCAUUAACAUCCUUUUGAUGAAUAUGGAAAAUGAAAAAAAUUGCACGUCCUUUGUCAAAAUGUUACUGAACAUUUUUGUGAAAAUGUAGAAUGCUACAGGAGACAAUCAUUUAUUCUACAAAAAGUCACUUGCUCUUAUGUUGUGCAUGAAAUUUUCAUGUGGAUUCUUAAAUCAGGUAUCUACAUUAUAUUAAACUAUACUCUGUUAAAUUAUUGCAGUGGUAACUCACAGUCUGAUACAGUCAUAGUGACUAUACUAUGCUACAGAAUUACCCAGAGUGGGAGAAAAAAAUGUUUUGUGUUACCGUAAUGAUGAAAUAUUCAGGUUCUUUCAAGUCUUUAUUCAGACCAACACAGUCAUGACAAAUCUUAACUCUAAUAAAGCCUUUUGGUUGUGGGGAAAAUCAGUCAUUAACUGGAAGAACAGUAAUUUUCAAGUCGAGCUGUGUGGUGCUCUUUGAGUAUGCCCUUUUUAUUUCUAAUUUACUCCUUCUUGCUGAACUCUCAAACAUCCUCAUCAUCUAGCCAAAAGUACAGCUUAAAACCUUAAAUGUGGAGAACCUCUGGCUCUCAGCAAGAGUCUAUUACAAAGCUCUCACCUUUUUUUCUCCCCCUUUACUCCUGUUCCCUGAUUGAGCAUUCCCAGUUUUGCAAUGCUCUCAACCUUCCUAUGGCUUAAUUUAAAGCUGAAACAUAGGUAGGGUUUACAGUCCUGUGCAAUCACAGUUAAUGACCGAUACACCACGGGCUUAUAAAAUUAACUACUAUUCCAUUGCCUAGAAUGAUGAGACAUCAGCAUAUUUUCUGAUAUUGGCUAUUAGCUACUCAUGUUGACAGUAAGUAUUUGAUACAAUCAAAGUUUGAAAAAAUAGUCAUGGCAGUUGACACUGUUGUCUGAUCCUGCUUCAUUAGAUACACCCAUUAUUUUAAUUAUUUGUAUGGUAGAGGCAUUUUCUACUUGUGUGUUUUUAUUUGAAAAAAAUGUAGUUUUAAGACAUUAAGAGGCUGACUUUUGUAACACUUACUGUGUGGAAGGCAAUUUGAUUUUAGCUUCUGGAGGCACUAAACUCUUGUACUGUUACCAUUGUUACAGCAUUCCGAAUCUUGUUUUCUCAAAAGGGUGUUACAAAGAGUCCAGUAUACGUGCAGAGAUUUGUAAUACUGCACUUUCCAUUUCUCUUGGCUUUUGCUAUGGUAAAUGAAAUUGUCCUACAUCUAACGUGAGGGAAGGUCAGCACUCAGUGUUGAGUCAACUCAAAUGCAGAAUUUUGUACUAGCUGUUUUAUUGCAGUGUAACUUUUGUGAUUGUGUCAACACUUCUGAUGCAAAGUCUCUCUUUUAAGGGUAUACAACUUAAAAAUUGUUAUUAACAAUAUCAGAACUAGCUACCUUGGAAAGAGUUGUGGCCAUUUUUGUUAAAAUUUAAAAUUUUACUGGGUUAUCACAAUGGUUUUCUAAAAGCACAAUGGUGCAUUGAACUAUUGUGAUAUUUCUCAUUGGAAAAAAAAAAAGAUUAUGCAGUUUAAUUUGCUUUCAGUAUUCUGUAAAAAUCAUUUAAGCAGAUAAGUAGGCAUUUUUAAUGACAAAAUAAAUAUUCAUUAGCACAAAAAACUAGUCACUGGAAUCUCUUUCUCCUAAAUUUCAAUAAAUGAGCUGGCUUUUCAUGACAAACAUAAUAUCAAAUUCCAAAUUUUCAAGCAUAAGGGCCCUAUUUUCCGUGAAAAAAAAAUUUUUUUCCUCAUUUUUCUUGUGCUAUGAGCAUAACAAUUCAAGAAUCAAAAUGAAGGCACUACAGUUUUUUGGAAACAGGGAUUGCAUAAAAUAGAACUUAAAAUAUAUGCACUGUAGUAUGUUUGUAAAAAAAAUAGAAAAUAUCAUGCAGCUCAGUUUACAAAUAAACUGCAAUCCCUAAAGGAGCAAGACCACACAAUGCUCUCCUUGAUCCAUCUCUAGUAGUCAGUUACUCUGCAAAUAGUUCCCUGGACUUCAGGUAUAAAAUAUUAAUCUUUAUAAAUGAAGAAAUAACAAUGCAAUCCAUAUCUGGGGUUUAUUUAUUGAGUUUAACCAAAGCAAUUCCAUACUUAGGAUUCUAAUGUCACCACCUAAAAGCUUUAGUUUUUCUCUGUAUAUGUCAGCAUCAUUUGCUGCCUUGCAUUCGUCAGAACCAAGCAAAUUUAGUCCUUAUGUCAUUAACAAAGUACUUUCUCUAACUGUAGACUAUUUGAUUUAAAGACUAACACUUUGCAUUGUAGAAAUUUGGAUGGCAGAUGGUAGAUUCUUCAGCCUAAGAAAUAUUCAGACUCUUGGAUGUUAUAUAUUUUUUAUAAAAUAAUAAUAGAGAUGUAAUAAAUAAUACUUCUUUCUCAUAUGCUGCUCAAAGGUGGUCAUACAAAUGA
Calypte anna (Anna's hummingbird) is the source of this 5153-nucleotide messenger RNA. It is a transcript of the gene NR2C2, whose product is annotated as nuclear receptor subfamily 2 group C member 2. The transcript has 16 exons. Lineage: Eukaryota; Metazoa; Chordata; Aves; Apodiformes; Trochilidae. The record is from RefSeq and is a predicted model, not a curated record. Gene Ontology annotation, molecular function: RNA polymerase II cis-regulatory region sequence-specific DNA binding; nuclear receptor activity; zinc ion binding. Gene Ontology annotation, biological process: positive regulation of transcription by RNA polymerase II; positive regulation of embryonic development; anatomical structure development. Bases 415 to 2316 code for a protein of 633 amino acids.